CCCCCGCCCCCCACUUCCUCCGGCCUCUCGCUCUCACUUCCUUCUCGACCGACCAGCCAGCCGCCGCUGCCGCCGCCCCCAGCUCCCCCGCAGCGGGGAGGGCACCAGGUCAUUACAUCCAGAGGGUCCCAGAAAGGGAAGGAGGCAGUGCCUCCGCUGCAGCAGCUGCACUCACGAUGCAAAGCAUCAAGUGUGUGGUGGUGGGCGAUGGGGCUGUAGGCAAGACAUGCCUGCUCAUCUGCUACACUACUAACGCCUUCCCCAAGGAAUACAUCCCCACAGUGUUCGACAAUUACAGCGCCCAGAGUGCAGUUGAUGGGCGCACAGUGAACCUGAACCUGUGGGACACAGCGGGCCAGGAGGAGUACGACCGCCUCCGCACACUCUCCUACCCUCAGACCAACGUCUUUGUCAUCUGUUUCUCCAUUGCCAGUCCACCCUCCUAUGAGAAUGUGCGGCACAAGUGGCAUCCAGAGGUGUGCCACCACUGCCCAGAUGUGCCCAUUCUCCUGGUGGGCACCAAGAAGGACCUGAGAGCCCAGCCUGACACCCUGCGGCGCCUCAAGGAGCAGGGCCAAGCACCCAUCACACCGCAGCAGGGCCAGGCACUGGCCAAGCAGAUCCAUGCUGUGCGCUACCUCGAGUGCUCAGCCCUGCAGCAGGACGGCGUCAAGGAAGUGUUUGCUGAGGCUGUCCGGGCUGUGCUCAACCCCACACCGAUCAAGCGUGGGCGGUCCUGCGUCCUCUUGUGACCCUGGCACUUAGCUUGCAGGCUGCCCCUGCCCCCCCACCAGUUGUGCCUUGGCGCCUUGUCUGCCCCCAGCUGUGCCUUGAGGACUAAUUCUGGCACCCCUUGCCAGGGGGCUCCCUGAAUGCCUGUUUCUCCUUAAGGAGGCCCACAGGGAAAGGGGCUUCGGGUCCUGCCCCAGUCUGCUUGGGAACACCAGGUAUUCUUGAGAGCUCACCCAGGCCAAGGUUGGACCCCUCCCCAAGAAGCCAACUCAGUGCCCUGUCCCCUGCAGCUUUUCACACAGAUGUUGCUGCCUAUCUAUUGUGGUGCCUUCUCUCAGGUUAGGAGCUCUCAGCCAUCCUUAACCUCUCCCUUGCUGCUCUUCAAAUUGCUCCCCCCUCAAGAUACUCUCUCCCUUCCCCAAUGGAGCCACAAAAUCCUGAGAAGAUGAAUGUUCCCUAACUUACCCCCAUGUGCCCAGGCCUUAUGCAUUGCUGACUGACUCAGCCCCUCCACCCAGGCUCCUACCCCCAUCAGCAUCAAUAAAACCUCCUGUCUCCAGUG
This is a messenger RNA of Artibeus jamaicensis (Jamaican fruit-eating bat), 1294 nucleotides long. RefSeq names its product ras homolog family member G (gene RHOG). Gene Ontology annotation, cellular component: cytoskeleton; cell projection; cell cortex. Gene Ontology annotation, biological process: cortical cytoskeleton organization; actin filament organization; regulation of cell shape. Gene Ontology annotation, molecular function: protein kinase binding; GTP binding; GTPase activity. Bases 177 to 752 code for a protein of 191 amino acids. Lineage: Eukaryota; Metazoa; Chordata; Mammalia; Chiroptera; Phyllostomidae. The record is from RefSeq and is a predicted model, not a curated record. The transcript is spliced from 2 exons.